Messenger RNA from Gigantopelta aegis, 2399 nucleotides. RefSeq lists its product as uncharacterized. The record is from RefSeq and is a predicted model, not a curated record. The annotation marks the transcript as partial. The transcript is spliced from 2 exons. Lineage: Eukaryota; Metazoa; Mollusca; Gastropoda; Neomphalida; Peltospiridae.
GUUACACCACAGCCUUUAAGAGAAAUCAACUUCAGUAGACACAAAAAAGGCAGCCUAAAAAGAAAGCGAACAACUCCACAGAUUGAAGUUGAACCAGUGGACGAGAGAGCAGCUCUGAGGCAGCUGAAACAGAUAUUCCCGAAGGCGUGUGUUCUCACCAAAAAUGAUUCAGAUACAGACACUGCAUCUGAAGACGAAGAAAUUCCACAAUUACUUACUAGAUUCCACGAGGUGGAGUAUUCGUUUCUCACACCGGAGGACUUGCAAAAGAAGUGUGAAGAAUUUAUGAAAGAUUUUAAGCCAACGCAACACCAAAUUGACAACCUGGAGAAAAUGACACGGUCACAAGCAGACAGUACUUUAUGGCAUCGACACAGAGAGGGAAGAAUAACGGCCACAGUUGCCCAUGAUAUUAAGACAAGACGAGAGACAACACCAACAGAAGGGCUACUCAACCGAAUCAUGAAGUAUAAUGAAACUGACAUUUCAAAGAUGGAUGCAGUCAGUUUUGGCCUGAGUAAUGAACCAAAAGCGAAAAUGCUGUACUGUGAAAUUAUGAAAAGGAAUCAUAACCAGUUUGAAUUAAAGGACAGUGGUCUGGUCAUCGAUGCCACAUGCCCCAUAUUUGCUGCAUCCCCAGAUGGAGUUAGGACCUGAUUUUGCCAUGGCAUAGGCCUACUGGAAGUAAAGUGCUCCUACAAGCACAAGGACAUAGAAAUCGGUAAAAUAUCCGAAAUAGACAGAGAUUUUUAUCUUGAUUCUAACCUCAACCUGAAGUUGAAUCACAGGUAUUAUACACAAGUACAAUUCCAGAUGUAUGUGACAAAAUUAUUUUUCUGUGAUUUCGUAGUGUACACUACAAAAGGCAUUGCGGUUAAAACUGUAAACUAUUACCCAGACUUUGUGAAAUCUUUAAUUGAAAAAUGUAGUCACUUUGCAUUUCACACUGUUGUGCCAGAAAUAUUAUGCCACAAGCUACAAGAAAAAGAGAAUAUUGCUAUUUGUACAUGUAAGAGGCCACGAUUUGGGAAAGUGCAGAAGUGUGCAAAAUUAAAUACUUCCAUUUCAGUUGUGUUGGUCUCGACAGAAAACCAAGGGGGUCAUGGAUGUGUGAGGCAUGUUCUAAAUGUUGAACAUAUCAUAUGGACAUACCCACAGAAUUAUGGGACUUCUAUUAUCAUUAUAACUAUAUUUUAUUGCAAUCAGAUGUAAAUAAAACUGAAUUAAUUACUUUGUAAAUAGCAAAUAUCAUGAUUGUUCAAAUGUUAAUUGCUUAGUUUACAAGCUUCGGCAUCAGGUUUGUCAGUGCACCACAGAUUGUUAAGAUAUCAUCAGCAUGUUUUGACAAUGAUAUUGGCAUAGUGUGUUCUACAAUUUGAUAAUUUUUUUAUCCUUUCUAUUGCCCUUUCAACAUGGAUUCUGGCUCUAGAUAAACGCCUGGAACAUUUGAUUUCUCGCUGAGAAAGCUGUUUCUUGCCUCUUGUGAAAGGUGGAAUUGCCAGAGAUGCACCAUGUACUGCAAGUUCUUCCUCAAUAAGGAAACCUCUAUCUGCCAGGACUAAGUCUUCAUAUUCCAGUUUGUUAUAAAACCCAGAUUUUUCAGUAAUUUCUUUGUCGCUAACUCUCCCACCCCAGCAUUCAGACAAGAAACUAACAGAACCAUAUGGUGUAAUACCAAUUAAAUACUUAAGGGUAUUAUGGUGUUUAUAGUUACUCCAUGUUUUGGCCCUAGCAUCUAGAUUUGAUGGUCUCUGAAGAAAUAUUUCUGCGCAAUCAAUGACAACUCUGCACUUCUUAUAGUUUCUUUUGAAGGCUUUAGGCAAGUUUUUCAGUAUUGUAUUUUUAUCUGGCCACUGUAUAAGAAAUUUAAGUUUCUUGGCAAAAAUUGGUAAACACUGACCUAAAAUCUUUGAUACUUGUGUUGGGCAUAUGUUGAACCACAAUGCUAAGUUUCGGUUUGUCAAGUUCAACCUCAGUUUCAUUAAUACCAACAGCAGCUGGUCACCAGGACUUACAUUUCCUAUUCUCUUAAUACAUAAACUUACAAGAGAUAAAACCCACAAGAACACUGCCACUGAGCACAGGCCAGUUAAAGCUGAUAUUUUGGCAUUAUCCAAGUUACUAAACGUAAACUUCUUUUGAAUUUCAUCUUUAAGUUCUCUGUUGUGGUCUAGUACUCGCUGAUACUCUGUUUGUAACUGAGAAUAUAUCAUUUGUAGUUCUAAAAACUCACCUUGCAGUGGACUUGGUUCCUCAGGAAUUGGGUCAGUACCUAUUGAGUAAAAAAAAUUGCUGUGAGUAUUAAUGCAAAAUUAAUAGCAACAGUUGAAAUAACUUGGAUGUUGUAAUGUAAUAUUAGUAUAUAUUUAUGUUGGUUUUGUGUUUAUAAAUAUAGGCUA